Messenger RNA from Lycium barbarum (goji berry), 936 nucleotides. RefSeq lists its product as uncharacterized. The transcript has a single exon. The coding region runs from base 1 to 936 and encodes 311 amino acids. NCBI's taxonomy places the organism in Eukaryota, Viridiplantae, Streptophyta, Magnoliopsida, Solanales, Solanaceae. The record is from RefSeq and is a predicted model, not a curated record.
AUGUCUUCUUGCUGCUUGUCAGCAGUACAGGUCGUGCGUUUUGUUAAGUUCACUUAUGGGUGUUCAUCAAAUCAGAGUACCAUUCUCAGGAAGGUACCAAUUGCUCUUGCUCAUUCUUUAUUUCUAAGGUACAAUUGCAGUUGUGCUGGACAGUUGGAGAAUGCUGAUCCAUGUGUUCAAUCCGAUAGUUUUAAACACUGGUACAAAAAUUGGAAAGAAUUGAGAAAGUAUAAACUCACAGCUAGCACUUUUGGUCAAGCUGUUGGUUUAUGGCCUAAACGUAGAGUUCAACUCUGGGAGGAGAAAAUCGGAAUGAUUAAACCCUUGUCGGUAAGAGAUCAUAUGGCCAUGCGUUGGAAUAAUAUCAAGGAAAAAGAGGCAAUUGUGAGAUAUAGUCUGAUAACUGAUAAUAUUGUCUCUUUCAAGAACUUUCAAGUCUAUCGGGAAAUGAACGUAAAGGAUAACUGGCUUGCUGCUUCCCCUGAUGGUGUAAUCGACAAAUCUAUUAAUCCUUUGCCAUCAAAAGGAAUUUUGGAAAUCAAAUGCCCUUACUUUGAUGGUGAUAAGAAUAAGAUGAUACCUUGGAAAAGACUUCCCAUUUACUAUGUUCCUCAGGCUCAAGGUUUAAUGGAAAUAUUGGAUCGAGACUGGAUUGACGUUUAUGGGUGGACUAUCAAUGGAAGUAGUUUGUUUAGGUUGUUUCGAGAUAAAGAAUAUUGGCAAUUGUUGGAAACGGCACUUUCUGACUUCUGGUGGAAGCAUGUUCAGCCAGCAAAAGAGUUGUGCAAGGGAUCAAAGAUUGCAAAUUCUCGUGUCUAUGAACCAAAACCUAGGCAUGAAUUACUUCAGCAAAUCAUCUAUCAAAGCAGAUGUGUGCUUAAUAAUUCUGAAUUUGUUAUGCGUGAAAUUGGUGGAAAAUUAUCCCACAUGUCCUAG